Macrobrachium nipponense is the source of this 1620-nucleotide messenger RNA. Its product is annotated as cytoplasmic tyrosine-protein kinase BMX-like. NCBI's taxonomy places the organism in Eukaryota, Metazoa, Arthropoda, Malacostraca, Decapoda, Palaemonidae. The coding region runs from base 590 to 1141 and encodes 183 amino acids. The transcript is spliced from 4 exons. The record is from RefSeq and is a predicted model, not a curated record.
UAAGUGUGGUUGAUGGUGCUAACGGCAUGAAUAGACAUCAACUUAACGGCACUGUAACUUGAUGCUACCGCGCAGUGAUCACUGUUUAAGCACCGUUAAUUGCGAAAAAUUGACUUAUGGUGGAAAUAAACUUACAGUGCAGUGCUGGAACGGGUCCUCCGCCGCUAGUCGAGGACGCACUGUAUAUGUGUAGCAUAUAUGAUUAAUGACACUUUGAUGUGUAUUUGCAUGUAACCCUGUUACACUAAGGGUUGAUAUUUUUCUUGAUGUAUGAUAAAAAUCAGUACAAGACAUAUAUGUGUUGAAAUGGUAAAUCUGCCUGUUAUCUGUAAAAUGUUUUGGUGUUGAAGUAAGAAAUUAGCAUCAUGAAAUUCCUUCUAAAUUUUUGUAGGUGUAUAUUUAAGCACAGGUUCUUAAAUGGAACGUCUUUAUCAAUUGGCACUUGAAACCAUGGUAAUGUUGUGCUGUUUGUUUUUUUAUUACAGAGGAUGGCAGGGGAAAGGUUAUUUUAGUCCCUGGCAACACUCCCUAUAGUCAAGGGCCAUUGUCUCGCCUGUGGCUGUGGAUUUCCAAUCCUGUCUUAUGUUUUAUGUUAAGGGAUUGGAUUCUUGUAGCACAAAAUCAAAACUCCAAAAAUCAAAAGAUGGCAGGCACUGGGAAGAAUGAAGAAGUUCUAAAAGAGAGCUUCAUGACAAAGCGUUCUCAAAAUAAACGAGCUUUUACCCACCCCAACUGGAAGGAGCGCUGGUUUGUGCUCUCGCCCGAAAAUCUCAUCUACUAUGACGGUGACAAACAGAGUGGCAGGCGGAAAGAGCGUGGCCGCGUGAAGCUCUCUCAAGUGGUGGCUGUGGAGUGUGUGGACACUGAGGUCUUCCACCGCGAUUGGGUCUUCCAGCUUUGCUACAACUCGGAAGAGAACGAGCAGAUUGUCCUGUACAUUGCCGCUGCUACCUCACAGGAACGCGACCAGUGGCUGGACCACUUACGUAGAUUAGUUGCUCAGAACCCGUGCUUGAGCGACCACUACCACAACGGCUGCAUAAAAGGAAAUCAGUGGACUUGCUGCAAAGGGGGGAAGGACGUCGCUGCCUGUACCAGAGUGACUUGGACCAACAAUAAUCCAGUAGUCUCUGUUGUGUAGUCAGUGAUCUUUUUCGCCUGGUAGUUCUCCUAGUUAGAACCCUUUUCUCAGUCUCUUCAAUUCGACGAGUGUUCCAGAAUGUAAAAUCUAUUUUAGGAUUGUAUUUAAGAUGUUAGAAAGACUCCAGUGCUGUGAAUCGUAUAUGAACUCUGUAGCAAUGUUCCUUCUUCGACAAAGAAGACGAUUUCACGAAGAGAAAAAAAACCGGAUCGAGGGAAAUUUUCAUUUCCGAUUGCUGGAUGUUUGAGUGGUUGAUAUCUUCAAGUCCGUUGGCGAAUACUAAAUUAUGGGAAUUUUUGUGUGUUGUUUUCUUCCUGUGUAUUGUUACUGCUAUGGAAAGCUGAUUUGGUUGUUUACAAAAUAUAGUGGCAGGUUUUUUUCUCCUGUUCUUGAACUUAUUUAAAAGAAUAUUCUUUUUUCUUAUUCGGAAAACUGUUUUAUUCUAUGUUGUAUGUUAAUGUGGAACUGGGAUUAUAUAA